Messenger RNA from Hydractinia symbiolongicarpus, 3859 nucleotides. RefSeq lists its product as uncharacterized. Bases 181 to 2961 code for a protein of 926 amino acids. Gene Ontology annotation, biological process: protein targeting to membrane; peptidyl-L-cysteine S-palmitoylation. NCBI's taxonomy places the organism in Eukaryota, Metazoa, Cnidaria, Hydrozoa, Anthoathecata, Hydractiniidae. Gene Ontology annotation, cellular component: endoplasmic reticulum; Golgi apparatus. The record is from RefSeq and is a predicted model, not a curated record. The transcript is spliced from 10 exons. Gene Ontology annotation, molecular function: protein-cysteine S-palmitoyltransferase activity.
AUUUCCUAUGUACUUUCUUAUAGUAUAUACGGAUAUUAUUAUAUAUCCGUUGACAACCAUCAUUUUUCGCAGAAGGACAUAAAAAACUAGAUGUAACAAAACAGCAUAUGUAACCUAACAAACGUGCUACAAAAUUCAGAAAAAGUAUAAAAAGUAUGAGAAGUAUAACCAAUCAACACCAUGUGUGAAUGUUGUUGUCCUACUAACCAAUCAAACAACAAAGUCUCCCCAGGAACUGAUGCGUAUGUGACACAUUAUGGACGCGUCAAUGGUUGGUCUUGUCCCUGGCAUCCAUUACAAUUUGUUGGAUGGUUCUUCAUCCUUUUAUUUGCCAUAACACAUUUCGCAAUUUUAGUUCAUUAUUUACCCUUGGAAUGGAUUCCAGCUGGUGUUAUUAUACCAGCUAGCGGCUAUUUUAUUCACCUUGUAUAUCACUUUCUGGCAUUGACAUUAGAUCCUGCAGAUUUGGCUGUGAGGAAAAAAGGAAUCUUUCCAAAACAUAGCUUUGACCAAACAAAACACAAGCAUGUUAUAGAGAAUAGCUAUUGUUACAUAUGUCAAACAGAAGUGUCAUCACACAGUAAGCAUUGUUCUGUAUGCAACAAGUGUGUAUCCGAUUUUGAUCAUCACUGCAAAUGGUUGAAUAAUUGUGUUGGUGGUAGAAAUUAUAAGUUGUUUCUUGGAAGCUGUAUAUCAGGUUUUGCCACUGCUCUUGUUAUGUUCAUCAUCGAUUUAUACUUAGUGGUUGCAUACUAUGUUGAUCGACCUUACGUUUUACCAAGAAGUGCUAUGGACGAUUGGAAAUUAUUUGUACCAGUUUGUAAAGAAGCGUACAUUAUUUUCACCAUUGUCAAUGGAGUGUUACUAUUAAUUGCAAUGGCGCUACUUGGACAUCUUCUCAUAUUCCAUGGAUACCUGAUUUGCAAGAAGAUGUCCACGUAUGAGUAUAUUAUAAGAGAACGUCAAAGGAGUAGUAUGAAAGAUUUCACCUCAGAUGUCGAAUCUUCUGGCGAUCCAAGUGUACCACCCAAACCGUUACACCCGUUAAAUUCUACGCAUACACACCACGAAACGCACUACACUCAGGACACAUACGUGAAAGGGAUUUAUGAAGAGCCAUCUGAUAAUGUACGAAUCUACGCCGAGUUGAACAGUGGUAGGCAAUCCAGAGCAAGUCAUGAACGUGUUUCAUACGUGGGUACGCCGGAAACCAAUAGUGUUCGUGUUACUGACAAUCAGAUGACUUCUACCUCUGGUUAUGAGUUAUCAGAAAGACCUCUACCUGACCAAUGCGAGGAAAGUUUGGACGAAGCCGUUGCGGAGAGUAAAAAGAAACGCAGGCUGAAACAUCGUACUUCAAGCAAAGUAGGCUUGAUACAAUCGGAAGUGAACGAGCAUCAAAGUGAUUUAUCGCCGACGCUGUCCAAGCGGUCAGUGGAGAGCGAUCACGACCGUUACAACAGAAAUAUAGAUGAAAUGGUGCUAGAUGAUUUCCGAUCGCCUAAAGUAAGUCGUGUAAGCAGAACGUCCAGACCGUCUCACCUUACGGAAGAAUCCGCGUACGCUAACAUUCAGGAACAACGAAACGAGUCGGUAGUUUCAAGACCCAGGUCUCCAUCUCCCGAGUCGACUCAUCGCUUAUCGAAUGUUCAAGAGACUGAUUAUCUUUUCUUGACACGUGGUAAAGCGUCCCAAAGCUCGUUAUCAACACUAAAUUUACAAGACCACGCAGAAGAUGGAAAACCUACGUCGCCGCGUGUCAGUUUAUCAUCGCGACCUAUAUUGACGCCGACGAAGGAAGAAUCUGUGCACAGUAAGUCAUCGAAUACAAGUCUCCUCUCCCCCUUACAAGAAAAUAGCUCUACAAAAGGCGAUGUCCAAGAUGAAUCUUUUUUAAUCGAAGAUGGAAGGAUCGUUUCCCCAAAUCCUAGUUUGUCAAAACAACCAGUGUAUGGCACGCAAGAACAAGGUGCUAUAUUAUCACCUGUGCCAAGUUAUUCAUCUCAGUUGUCUCUGUCUAACGCUGGGGGCAUGCGAGGGAUGUCUCCAACCAACACGCGAAAUUCCACCCAGGGUGCGUACGUAACAGAAGACGGAAGAGUAAUAUCACCUAAAACUCAUCGAAGAGAGACUCCACGACAGAGUACAACGUCGGAGCUAACAAACGUGACUUACGACAGCAACUAUGACUCAGACAUGCGUCGCCUGUCUCAAGCUCAUCCCGCAAGUGAGCAACUUAUUUCUUCUCCUCUUGGUAGCGAGACCAAACUUACUCAGGGCGUUCCCGGUGAGAAACCUGUACAGAAAAAAAGCACGGAUGAUUUGAAAGUUACCAAUGUUUUUUCUGAGGAUGAAAGUUUGAUUUUUGAAGAUGAAUUCAUUAAUGUGAGCGAUCAAAACAAUGAAUUCUUGCAAGCUUCUGUACAAGCAGCUAAUGCGAACAUAUUGGCGGAAGAUCGUCGAAGAAAGCUUUCGAAAAGUCCUAACGCGUUUACCAACGAUCCCCCCACCGAUUCGCAAGUUGGUUUGUCGGAACCUGGAUUUUUAAGUGACGCUGAUAGUCAAAAAUUAGCAGGCUAUGUCGAAGCCUUCAAGAAAAAAAGAAAUUCCAGUCAGUACUCUUUUGGCUCUGAUUCGGGUGGUUCAGGUUCUGACAUACCGUUAGCAGUGUUGAAUGAGGAAACCGAUACUUACGCCUUGACAGAUUCGUUGAACCGAGUCAAGAAAUUAAGUGAUGCGUUUCCGUCAGCGAUAGAUCAGGAGAAAUUAAAGAAACGUUCCUUGCCACACCCACGCUUUAAAUCAACCGAAUCGAUGGCAGAAUUGUCGGUUGUUGAAUAUAACCGCAAAAAGAAACUCAAAAAGAAGCGCCCUGGUACUGGUAGUAAGCAAAAGAAUCUCCCGCCAUUACGAGGUAGAAAACCUUUAGCGGAGGUUACAGAAGAGAGCGAUCAAAUCUAAAUCGUACACCUUUGCGUACAAAAGCAGUACGGCAUUUAUGUAAACCAAUUACGUCUGUGGAAUGUGGUAAAUUCUGUACGAGAGCUUCCCGAAAAGAAUGGGGAAGAUUUCAUAAAGAUAUUUUUACUAGAACUAUUAAAAUAUUCUUGUUGUUAUAAAGAGAUAUUUUUUAAAGACAAAACUUAUUUAAACUUUAACUACCAGUCAGCUUUUUACUAGUCUCAAAGCAUUUCAUGAUUGGUGGAAAAGAUUUAUGCACGCGUUCGAUAACAGACGAUUUUUUAUAAGAUCUAAGUAAACUUUUCGCUUCAGUGCCUACGUCUAUUCUUCAAAAUCACUGAUUUAAGAACACUUCAGUCAUUAUUCGUAGAUUAUUUAUACAAUCAGAUGUAUUAUAUGAUCGGUAUAGUAGUUCAAGGUGAUUUCGUCUGCAUUUAUCAUCAAAAUGUUCAAGCAAGCAUAGAAUUAUUUUUUAUGAAAAAAAGACUUCGUAAAAAGUAACCACAGAUGCUUCUGAUGUUUUGAACUUUGAACUCUGUUUUGAUAUUUUAUUGCAUUUCGCGCGAAACUUAAAAUAUCAAUCAAUUAACACGCACCAAUAAUUAUAUUUUAGUGGAUGUGUUUUUUUUACUAGCAAACAAGCAACGUUUAUCUGUUACUAUUUUGAAAUGCAUUACCAUGAUUUCGUGCGUUUUUAUGAAAGUUUAAAUAAUAAAAAAAAUAUAUAGCUCAAACGUACUUUUGCGUGUACUCGUUUCGUUCAAUUUUGUUAUAUAGAAAUCACCUCUAAUAAGAUUGUAUAAAAUAUAUGUAAAAAAGUAAAGUAAAUUUUUAUAAAAAUGUGAGGAAAAAUUAGCUAUGUAUAAAAAGAUUGCAAAUAAUUAAAGAGAAAUUAUCA